UGGCAUCUUCAUGAACUUGGUUACUUUAUUCUUGGUGUGAGCUGACAAUCAAGUAAUCUUGUACUUUAGUGGCUACAUUGGUCAUACAUUCAGAAAAUCAUCACUAUAGAGAAUCAUUUAGAUGGACUUUAAAUUGAAUGCCGAAAGUAAAGAUUCUUAUCUCACCUUUUUUCUCUUUCCAUCCCUUCUUUUGGAUGAAAACUGGUGGCUUGGGCUGACUAAACCCUCCUCUUGUUGUUAUAUUAAGAUGAUAAUAAUGAAUUAUCCUUAACUGCUCUGAUUAUAUCAAUCAAAUGUAUUCUUAGCACAUCUAUUAAAGUCUGCGAUGUGACCUUCAUAGCACGAUUGCCAUAUAUUCCAAGUACAUUUUUGUUUUAACAUCAAGGCGUUAUCCAUAACUUUUCAUUAAAAAACUGUGAGCUCGUUUGUAACAGCUGAAAUUAUGUAUGUAUGAAGUUUUUUCUUUGUCACAAGAUUAAAAGGUUAUAUAUUUUUUUAAAAAAUAAGUUUUCAAACUUUAUUCCUUUCCUUCUCCAGCCAAAAGCAACAAGAAACCACCAUAACUGUCCUUCCUUCUCUGCCUUAUUAAACUCUCAUCUUCCCUUCACCUACAAUCCCCUUCCUCUCCUUUUACCCUUGCCAUUGCAUUCAUGUCUUCCUCCUCCCCAUCCGCCGGUGCUCUCCACUCCCAACUCCAUCUCUACCAACACCAGACCCGUGCAGCUAGAACUCGUCUCUAUGCCCGCCGUGUCCGUGAAAGCUUCACUAGCCGCAUCGCCAUGUUUUUAUGCUCCAUCCUGCUCACCCUCCUUCUCAUCUCUGGUAUUAUCAUCCUUAUCCUUUGGCUUAGCCUUCGUCCCCACCGUCCCCGCUUCUACCUCUCCUCCUUCUCCGCCCCCUCUCUUUCCACCCUCUCCUUCGAUGUCUCUGAUCGUAAUCCCAACUCUAAAAUUGCUAUCUACUAUGACAACAUUAAUGCUACUGUGUUUUAUAAUGACCGUCAGCUAGCAACUGGCAUUGUCCAAUCUGCAUUCUACCAACCAGCAAAGAACACCACCGAAAUUCAUGGCCAGUUUGUCAUCGCCGGCGGGCAAGACGUUGCCAUUGAUGCAACUACGAAUCAGGUGACAUUGCGGCUCGAGCUCAAUACAGUAGUUCAAUUCAAACUAUCUACUUGGGACACUCAUCACCACAACAUGCAUGUAAGUUGUGAGUUUGCUGCAGGACCUAAUGGAAACCUCUUACCUGAGUUCCAAGGGGAGAGAUGCUCCCUCUACUUUGGUUAAUCACAUAACAUCAACAUAUUUGUUGUUAUUGGUUAUAUUGUCUU
Molecule: messenger RNA, 1330 nt
Organism: Dendrobium catenatum
Lineage: Eukaryota; Viridiplantae; Streptophyta; Magnoliopsida; Asparagales; Orchidaceae
Product: NDR1/HIN1-like protein 2
Exons: 1
Coding region: 651-1286 (211 amino acids)
Biological process (GO): defense response to other organism
Source: RefSeq, a predicted model, not a curated record